AUGUUCGCGCGGUCCUGCAGCGAGACCAUGUUGCGCAACAACCCAUUGGCGACUGCCCCCGACGAUCCCGACGCGCUCGUUUCCCUGCCGGGGCUGCCGCACCGUGUCGAGCUGAGGCGGAGCCAAAUGAUGGACCCCGUGAAGCAGGCGGACCACUGGGCAUUCUUCCAGAGCGUGAACGCCGCUGACCAGAGGAGCUUCGGCGAGGUUUUUAAUAGCUUCCAUGAGCUGGAGCCGGACUACGUCGAGCACUACCACACGACCCUUGGCCGGCGCGCGUGGCUCGUCGGGCCGGUAGCACUCGCCAGCCAGGACAUCGCUAGGAGAGGCACCGACGCGCUCUCACCGGACUCGGACAACUGCCUUGGGUGGCUGAACACGAAGCCCGCCGGCUCGGUGGUGUACGUCUCCUUCGGCACGCUGAUCAGGUUCUCGCCGGCGGAGCUGCACCAGCUCGCCCGCGGCCUCGAACUCUCAGGCAUAAAUUUCAUGUGGGUGACCGGCGCCGCAGGCCCAGACCCUUCAGAGUGGAUGCCUGAAGGCUUCGCCGAGCUGAUGGCACGCGGCGACCGUGGGUUCAUCAUCCGAGGCUGGGCGCCACAGCUGCUCAUCCUGAACCACCCUGCCGUUGGUGGGUUCGUGACGCACUGUGGUUGGAACUCGACACUUGAGGCCGUGAGCGCCGGUGUGCCGAUGGUCACGUGGCCGCGGUAUACAGAUCAGUUCAGCAACGAGAAGCUUAUUGUGGAAGUGCUCAAGGUGGGCGUCAGCAUCGGCGCCAAGGAGUACGCAUCGUUCGUGGAGACUCACGAGGUGAUCGGCGGUGAAGUAAUCGCUGAAUCCAUCGGAAGAUUGAUGAGCAACAACGAGGAGGGCAGCGCCAUAAGAAAGAAGGCCAAGGACCUCGGUGUGAAGGCAAGGACCGCGGUGGAGAGUGGUGGGUCUUCGUACAAUGAUGUUGGUCAGUUGAUGGACGAGUUGACGGCCCGCCGGAGUUCCGUGAAGGUUGGAGAAAUGUAA
Molecule: messenger RNA, 1020 nt
Organism: Triticum turgidum subsp. durum (durum wheat)
Lineage: Eukaryota; Viridiplantae; Streptophyta; Magnoliopsida; Poales; Poaceae
Source: the annotation of a GenBank genome assembly